AUGACCAUUGCUGCACCCAAAAGUGCCCCUUCACGCCCCCACAAGCUUUCGCCUGCCGAGUGCAAAGCAUGGAUCCAGGCAGUUGCUGGAGACUGGCAGGCUCUUGGAAAAGCGCCCCUGGCAGUGCGAAUGGAUCCUCGACUGGGUGUCGCGGCAGUGAAGCAGGACUGGCGAGCGAUCCAGUUCGUGGGCGAAAAUUUACGAGCAGACAAAAGCUUCAUGUUGCAGGCCUUGCAAUAUUCCGGCUUCGCGUUGCAGUUCGCCUCCCAAGCUCUGCGGUGCGAUCGUGAGGUCGUACUGGAGGCAGUUCGCAAGGACGGAUGCUCGAUCCGGCAUGCCUUCUACCAAGCCUUCAGAGAGGAGUUCGAUAUUGUCAAAGAGGCGGUUGCCAACGACUGGCGGGCACUGCAGUUCGCGUCCACCGAGAUGAAGAAAAACAAGGAGAUAGCUCUCGUGGCCAUUGAGCAGAGCUGGGAAGCGGUGCGAUUCAUCGACGAGGAGCUACAGGGGGAUUAUGCCAUCAUGGAUGCGGCAGUUUCGCAGCAUGGAGAGGCGCUGCGGUUUGCCAGCGAAACGCUGCGUGCGAACGCGGUGCUGGUCAGAAAGGCAGCAGAGAAUGGCUGGCAGGUUGUGGCUGAGGGAAACGAAAUAGUCCUCCAGCUGAGAACCGAAGGGCUGACCUGGGCGCCGCGGCCUGUUCGCAACCCGUAG
Symbiodinium necroappetens is the source of this 711-nucleotide messenger RNA. The record is from the annotation of a GenBank genome assembly. Lineage: Eukaryota; Dinophyceae; Suessiales; Symbiodiniaceae.